GAAGAAGUUUGCAUAACAAAACUAACUCCAACUGAUAAAAAAAAAACUAUCCACCUCAUGGCUUCAACAUCUUUGCUGCCCAAAACCAUCUCUCCUUUCCUCACUAACCCACCCCCACUUCCCUCGACUCAUUUCACCAGCAAGCCGUCGUUUUUUAACCCAUCAGCAGACCAUCAUCUUCCAUGUACUAGAAAACCAAGCAUUCUGACCCCCUAUGCAAAGAAAAAGAACCCAUGGAUUGAUAUUUUUGAUGAUGGAGAGGACCUUGAUAUGGAAUAUGGCUCAUUGUUUGUAGAUGGAAAGCAAGAUGAAGAUACUAGGCCAGUUGAUAACCCCAACAACCCAUAUGGAUUCCUUAAGUUCCCAAAAGGUUAUAAUGUAGAGGUUGCUCAGUUGGGAUUGAAAAUUAGAGGUGAUGUAAGGAGGUGCUGUUGUAUGAUUUCUGGUGGUGUUUAUGAGAACUUGCUCUUCUUUCCUGUCAUUCAAAUGCUGAAAGACAGGUACCCUGGUAUUCUAGUGGAUGUGUUGGCAUCAGAUAGAGGGAAACAGUGUUAUGAGUUGAAUAAGAAUGUGAGAUGGGCAAAUGUUUAUGAUCCUGAUGGUGAUCCUGAGCCAGCAAUUUAUACCGACAUGAUUGGAGUUCUUAAGAAUAGGUACUAUGACUUGGUCUUAUCAACGAAAUUGGCAGGGCUUGGCCAUGCAUCAUUCAUGUUCAUGUCGUCGGCUCGGGAUAAAGUUAGCUACAUAUACCCCAAUGUGAAUGCAGCAGGAGCAGGGCUACUUCUGACAGAAACAUUCACACCAGAUAGCGCGAAUCUUUCAGAAGGGGGUUACCACAUGUACCAUCAGAUGCUUGAUUGGCUAGGAAGACCAAUUUACAAUGUGCCCCGGCAACCAGUGCCUCCUCUAAGAGUUUCACUUUCAAGGAAGCUGAAACAGUACGUAGAGGCAAAAUAUAGGGCUGCUGGUGCAGAGAAAGGGAAAUAUAUUGUGAUUCAUGGGAUAGAAUCGGAUUCAAAGGCUUCAAUGCAGUCUAGAGGUGAUACUGAUAGCUUGCUACCGCUUGAAGUAUGGGAUCAAAUAGCUGAUGCUAUAAGUGGAUUUAAGCCAGUUUUUGUCAUUCCACAUGAGAAAGAAAGGGAAAAUGUGGAGGAAAUAAUUUAUAAUGAAGAUAUCGGUAUUCUCUUCAUCACUACUCCAGGACAGCUGGCAGCCCUCAUCAAUGAUUCGGCUGGGGUGAUUGCAACAAACACAGCGGCAAUCCAACUUGCAAAUGCACGAGAGAAACCUAGCAUUGCACUGUUUGGUUCUGAAGAGAAGGGUAAAGUAUUUGUUCCCAAUGCAGAGGAGAAGAAAUGCAUUAUUGUCUCAUCUAAAACUGGGAAACUAAAAGACAUAGAUGUAGGAGCUGUGAAACAGGCAAUGCAAAUUUUUGAUAUGUCCCUAGCUCUGGUCUAGAAGGAAAAGAAGGGCUUUAUUUUUGAAGUUAUGAUUCUGUGCUUCUUCCCUCAACUUCCAUUUGUAUUAUGAAUGUCCAGCCACUGGGAAAUCAAAAUUGAUGUUAAAUGCCAA
Molecule: messenger RNA, 1572 nt
Organism: Populus trichocarpa (black cottonwood)
Lineage: Eukaryota; Viridiplantae; Streptophyta; Magnoliopsida; Malpighiales; Salicaceae
Product: photosynthetic NDH subunit of subcomplex B 1, chloroplastic
Exons: 7
Coding region: 58-1458 (466 amino acids)
Biological process (GO): photosynthetic electron transport in photosystem I
Cellular component (GO): chloroplast; NAD(P)H dehydrogenase complex (plastoquinone)
Molecular function (GO): glycosyltransferase activity
Source: RefSeq, a predicted model, not a curated record